Caenorhabditis sp. 36 PRJEB53466 is the source of this 1777-nucleotide messenger RNA. The record is from the annotation of a GenBank genome assembly. NCBI's taxonomy places the organism in Eukaryota, Metazoa, Nematoda, Chromadorea, Rhabditida, Rhabditidae.
AUGGGCGAUGCCGGCGACGAAGGAAAACGCAUGAUCCACGCCUUCUUCGAACACAGCAUUCGAACACCAUGUGUGCCACGUUCUUCGACCGCGGAGACGUCCCAUUCGGAAGAAAUGGGAUCCUCAGGGGUUCGAGUCCCCUAGGUGGCCUGUUUUUUUGCGUUCCAUUUCCUAGCUUCACGAUCAUCCCCGACGGUUUUCGGAUGCGACCACACCCUUUCGAUGCCGACAAAGAGAAACUAAUAAUAUUAAUAAUGAGAAGAAUAGCGCUGUGUUUUGUUUGAGUUCUCUCCCAUCUCCUUCUUCGAUCUACCUUUCGAAUUCGAAUCGGUGCCGAUAAAAAGUGAAGGUCAUUUUGUUUUGGCGAAACGAAACGAAACGAAACGAAAUGCGAAUCCGGCAACGGACGAGACACUGCUGUCUCUUUUUUGUGCUUUUAUUCACGAGUUGCCUCAUUUGCCGCCUUCUUUUUGACGAUUUGCACAGUGUAAGUCCUUUGAUCUUCCAAUUUUGAUCUUUGAGAAACUUCGAAUUCGUAGAUCAAAUCAAGAUUCAAAAAAAAAACCAAGCUGUUCUAGGUCGCGCACACCGAACGAUUCGCCGUCUCGAGGUCCAAAUCGUCGCGCAAAUGCAAUAUCACCGUGGCGAUGGUGGUUGGUGACGUGGCGACUGCCGAAAGGGAUUACGGUACCGCGCUCAACUCGAUGCGGUGCUAUUGUCGGAUGCAAAACUACAAAUUCGAACUCGUCGAAGACUGGGACUAUCAGAAUGUGUGUCGGCAGCGGGAUGUGAGUACCGGACCAAAAAAGAACAAUAACAUAAUCGAUCUAUUUCAGUUCAUGUUCCGUCGGCACUGUAUUGUGGCUCACUUGCUCCGCGACACCGAUUGGCUCGUAUUCCUUGACGCCGACGUGGCAGUCGUCAAUCCGAAAGUGUAAUUAAUUGAAGCGUUAUGUGUUUUCCAAGGUCACCACCAAAAAAAUUACAGGCGAAUCGAAGAGUACAUCGAUCUGAACUACGAUCUGACGUUCUACGAUCGUUUCGUGAACUGGGAAGUGGCCGCCGGCUCGUACAUUGUCCGCAACACGCCGUGGGCACGGGACUUCCUUCUCAAGUUCGCCAACUUUGAAGAACACCUUCCGGACAGCUUCCACGGCACCGACAACGGCGCCCUCCACGUCUUCCUGCAACAGACAUUCUAUCCGCAGUUGUCCGACGAGGCACACGUCUGUCUGAGCGUCUGGGAAAGGGCCGACAGUUUUCAGGAUCUGUUCACCUUCGAGGCGUGCAUUCGGACUGUCAUGGGCGAUGUGCACGAGUUCGACAAGGCCAGGAUACUCAAAAAAGUGAGUCUUGUCGAGAUGUGUACGAUAAUCGUAUGAUCUUCAACUACAGGGCACCGGAUGGGUACGCGACAUAUGGCUGGCCGACUCGAAAUGGAGCCCCGAUCGGGACUUUAUGCUGCAUGGGCUCAAAGACGAAAACCAAAUCGGAUUCGGACAGGGACUGAUUGUGAAUAUGUGAGUUCGAGGCACUUUGAAACGUUUGCACUUUUCAAAAUUCUAGAAUAUUCGGUCGAUUCAACUGGCGGUCACCGUUCGUCGAACGACUCGAAUUGAACGAGUGUUCGGCCGGAUCCAACUGGAAAUGGGACAAUGUGUACGAUAAGAAAUUGAUAGUGUCCCGGGAGGAAGUGGAGCACCAUCUGAAGAGGGUGUUCGCUGAGGUAGAGCGGAGGCGCUGGAAGAGUCUCGCCGCCGUCGCUUCUUAUAUUUAA